Molecule: messenger RNA, 547 nt
Organism: Oppiella nova
Lineage: Eukaryota; Metazoa; Arthropoda; Arachnida; Sarcoptiformes; Oppiidae
Source: the annotation of a GenBank genome assembly
AUUAUCGUGGUGUGCGUCGGCUUCUUGGUCUUCAUGAUCGUCUUGGGCGUCAUCCGCAUCAGAGCCGCACACCAGCGCUCCGGCGACCACAGGGAUGACGACCAGGAGAUGGCUUGGGAUGACUCGUCACUCACUAUUACCGUCAAUCCAUUGGAUCAAAUAGAAGAACAGGAAUCGCAACAAAUGCACGACGAGGACGAAGACAGCGACAGUUCCGACGACGGGAGCAGUUAUCACGAGGACGGGGACAGCACUGAAGACGAGGCCACCGACAAGACGAAGACCCGGCGAGAGCUCGAGUGGGAUGACUCCACUCUCAACUUCUAAUGCCAACCAUUAGGAGACAUAAAGUUAUUAUUAAGCGUCGAAACAGAGACACAAAAAUCUUUGAGUCGACUGAGAGAUUAAAUCGAUUCGUUGGACCAAUUGAUUGAUUAAAUCUCUCAGUCUUUCGCCAAUUUUAAGACAAAAAAGCAUUUAAUUAUUUAUAUUAUUAUUGAAUCCAUCGCUGGCUUUUGUUUCUACAAAAACUACACGACAUCUGAUA